AGUUACACAAUGGAGUUUUCCGAAUCGCGUAACGUCGUUAAGGAUUUAGAUUUAACCCUUCAGCCGCGAAUUGUCCCGCGGUACAAGACCUGGCUUCCCCUCGGCACGCAGCAGCUGAGACUCAGAAAUCUGAUACAAAUAAUAGGCCAUAAUCUAACAGGGAAUGUAAAUGGGGAAGUAUGUUGGUUUUAUUACACUUUACAUUGGACAAGUAUGUCAUCUCCAUUAUAUACAAGUGAAGCAAUCGACAAUGCUAAUCCGAGAUGGGCAAGUCUGGAAGUACCUACUCUACAUGCUACAGGUUAUUCAACAGCCACUGAGAUUAUUCUAAGAGUUUGGAAGCGUUCUAUGGCAGGUGACGCUACAGCUGAUGUAACCUUCUUCACAUGGGGAAUAUCAUUUACUGGACUAGCCUAUAUUGGCCCUAAGUUAUCAGCAAAUCUGGAAACCAUCUUGAAAGAGAACUCCUUGAUAUUCCAUUUUCAUGGUGGAUACUUUGCUCCUGUGUAUUGCUUUGUAACAGUUCCAGACCUGAAGCGGUAUCUCAACAUGAGUAUGAAUGCAUCUGAGGUGAAGAGCAGUUAUACUGUGAACAAGCUCAGCAGUCUGAGAAGCAAAAUGCAGGCACUAAAGCAACAAACAGAAUCAGUACAAGCACUUAGAGUACGCAUUGCUUCAGGCGAUGAUUUUUAUACUCCUAAAUAUCCACAGACAACUUUAAACAGACUAUUGCAACCGCGUAAGGUGAAUAGGGAGAAGAAAGCUGAAAUUAUGAGAAUACGUAAGGAGCUUGAAAUGGCUAAAUUUAGAACAAAAUUGUUGGAACAAGAGAGAGCACGUAAAAUGGGAGAGAUUCGUGUACUAAAUCAAUUACAUUCUAACAUUGCAGAAGAGAAUCAAGAUCAUGGUUCUGAUUUGAUGGAAAGAUACAGAGAAUUGAACAAAGACAUGGAAAGACUGAACGAAUGGCGGCAGAAUCAUAUAGACACAAGAGAAACUUAUUUGCAAAUAAGCAGUCAUCUUGCACACAGGCGGCGCUUGUUAAUAUCAGAAUUAAGUUUAAUAUAUCCAAUUAGACAGGAAAGUACUGGGAAAUUCCGAAUAAACGGUAUUCACUUGCCAGACAGUGAAGAAUUAGAAUUAUCCAACGAUACACAAGUGGCCGUGGCAUUGGGCUUCGUUGCACAUAUAACGCAGAUGAUCGCGAACUUUUUGAAUAUACCGACUAGAUAUCCUAUUAUACAUUACGGUUCGCGCAGUAAAAUUAUAGAUCAUAUUACGGAGAGUCUGCCCGAUAAUGACAAACAGUUUCCACUGUUUGCUCGAAGCAAAGAUAAGUUGCAGUUUCAUUACGCUGUGUAUUUAUUGAACAAAAAUAUAGCGCAACUUCGGUGGUAUUGCGGCCUUCCGACUACAGAUUUAAGAGCGACUCUGCCGAAUCUCGCUACGCUAAUCAACGUUAAACCCAAUCAGAACCAUUUGGACAAUUCGAAACGAACAUUUUCGAACUCGUCGUUGGACACCGAAGUCGGCAACGGAAAACAAAACCCACCUCUCACGCCGCCACUGCAGAAGAUAAUCUUCGAGAAAUGCCAUCGUUCCUCACGAUCGAUGAGUCAAUUGAAAAAUAUCAAGUCGACGCUCGGAUCUUCUUUGGAUCAGGGCCUGGACAAGCCCGUGCAGUCGCCCGCUCUGGGCAGUCAAUCGAAGCGUAUUUGCAAGUCGGAAGAGAGUGCCAUUGACAAUAAAGCCUUGGUACUAGCUAAGGAUAGGUCAAGCAAUAGUAGUAACGAGACGUUAAAUAGUGCCAUUCUGAAUAAUAUUGAUAACAUAACUCUUAAGGAUAAUAAUUUUGCCGACAUUAGCGAUAAGGUUGUUAUUGAGAGUAACAUAGAGAUUAUGAUACCUACGUCGGUUUCUAAAUCGAGGAACGUCGCGGACAGCUUGGAAAGUUCCGUGAGCGCCAGGGACAGAAGUUCCAAUUCUAUAAGCAGCUGCGAGAUGGCUCUUAGUAGCCAAAACGACGUGGACGAGAGUUCAAACGACAACUACAUGAGAAGAGAGGGAAACGACGAUAAUGUUUUCUCGGUGGACGAUAGUCUGAGAAGUGUGAGAGAUGUAAUAGAUGACGUGUUAAAAGACGGCGAAAAAAGCGAGGAACACAACUCGAAAAAUGAGGCUUUGCACAAUUGCGACACGAGUAGUACAACCCUCAGUGAGCAGAAUAACAGUGUUCACGAACAAAGUCCGCUUAGGAAAACUGCCAUUUACAGCAGAGAACGUUUUGCUAAAUCUUGUUUGUCUCUGGAUGACGUGUGUACUUACGAUGAAUUAGAACAAAAGGAAAGAACAAACUCCGUUUGCAGCUAUCCAGAGGAAUGUGCAAAGGACACUGCAUUACGGGAAGAACAUGGCUCCGAAUCCAAAUCAGAAAAGUCAAAUUAUUCGCAACACGUUGAAAAAUGGUCGCAGAGUAUCGUGGUGAAUGAGCCAGUGCCAGACACGAGGUCAAUUCUAAGCGCACCAAAGCCGGACAAUUAUUCAUACGACGAAGCAAAAUCGCAGUGUGAUAUUCAAACGUCAAGCGAGUACAUAGAUAUUAUUAGGCGUAGCUCGGAAAACGUGUGUGCACGUACCGAAGCUUUAGCCAAUAAGAAAAGUAGCUUUAAAGUCAUGAAACCGCGUCUUUAAUAUCUGCCUACGUCGUAAAAUUGUGCCCUAACAGUACAGUGUAAAAUACUGACGGCGUGUAGAUAUGCACCAAAAAUAUCCUGAAGGCGUUUUCAGUUUAUAUAUGAUAAUUGUGCAACACCUCUCACGUUUACAGUACGACAGAAGUCUUAUUAAAAGUUGAUUUCACCUAAACUCUCAAAACGUUACAAAAAUAUUUUUGCCAUUUUUUUAUUUGCUCAAAUCGCAGUAAAAUGAGAUUUGUAACAAACCACCAUACGCCUUACGAAACAGAUAUAACAACAUAUUUCAUGGUGGACUAAAAAAAAGCCUCUUAUGCUUAUCUAUUAUUCUAUAAACGCUGACAGCUUCUCUCUCUUUCCCGUAAACGGGUAAUUCGGAUAACGAUACAACAAAGGGAUAUUAGCGGUUAUAAUGAUACGAAAACUCGAAAGAUUAUUAGAACAAAUAAUUCCUCUACGACUGCAUACGUGUAUAUGCGACAUAAAUGCAGGCGCGUUAUUAGUUAUAUUGCUUUAUAUAUUCGUACGUAUGUCAUGCACUUGUAUGAAACUUUAGUCGAGCGGUAGUCGUGGCCAGUUGGAAAAUUCAAAUUUUGUAAAUCGUACAAAUUGGAAUUUUCUCAAUUUGAUAGUACAAUGUGCGUGUGUAUUGAGAUGAGUUGUAUUAUAAUUUGCGAUUCCAUUAUUAUAUAUCACAAUGCUCAUAUUGUUAUUGUUUCUCUGUAUUAAAGCAUUUUGAUUGAAAACAAAGAUAAUAUGUAAAGAGUACAGAGUUACAUGAGACAUAAUUGUAAAUACUAUAGAUAUUCUAGAUUUUUUCACUGUACUUAGCUCACAUAACUGACUAAUAUAUUCGGUUUAUGUUUACGGUAUAAGUAAUUGAGCAUAGUUAAUUAUAUUUUUGCCAUUGAGAAUCAAUAUACCGUGAAUUUAUGUACGAGGACCAACCAAAGUACUAAACCAGGUUAAUUGCUUAACAAAACGAUCAUGUAAGUAACUAGGUAAUCCUAAUUAGCCCGUAAUAUAAUUAUGUGAACGUGAAAAUCGACUUGAGAAAAUUGUUCGCGAGACAAAGUUUCACUGUGGAACUUGUUAACAACGGACUAUUGCAAUGUGAUAAAUAAAACUUGUCUACUUAAAGACAGAGGAGGAAACAGAAA
Molecule: messenger RNA, 3853 nt
Organism: Odontomachus brunneus
Lineage: Eukaryota; Metazoa; Arthropoda; Insecta; Hymenoptera; Formicidae
Gene: Uvrag
Product: UV radiation resistance-associated gene protein
Exons: 9
Coding region: 10-2691 (893 amino acids)
Biological process (GO): SNARE complex assembly
Cellular component (GO): lytic vacuole; endosome
Molecular function (GO): SNARE binding
Source: RefSeq, a predicted model, not a curated record